Molecule: messenger RNA, 489 nt
Organism: Trachymyrmex cornetzi
Lineage: Eukaryota; Metazoa; Arthropoda; Insecta; Hymenoptera; Formicidae
Exons: 4
Coding region: 1-489 (162 amino acids)
Source: RefSeq, a predicted model, not a curated record
AUGGCACUAUCAAACGAUAGUCAGUUUUUAAAAUUGAACAUCGUUGUUGCUCAGCCCCUUCUUUUGCUUUUUCCUCUGGAACCAUGGUCUAGGAUGGUCAAUCAGUGCUAUAAUAAAAUGCAUACUUUAAAAAGACGAUAUCGUCAAAUUGUUGACCAUAAUGCUCAAAGUGGAAAUGAUAGAAAAGAAUGGAUAUAUUUAGAGGUAAUGAAUAACAAAAUUACAUUGGAGGAGAUAUUCUGCAACAAACCUUGGAUAAAGCCAUUAUCUGUAGCAGGCUCAAAUAUUCAAGAACCAGAAAAAUCAGUAUUUGAUGAUGAUGAAAAUGUGCCACCAACUAAACAAAAGAAAAUCUCAUUAAAUGAGGAAAGAGUUCAUUAUUUGCAAACAUCUUUGGAAGAAAAACGAUUAAAAAGAGAAGAGACCGCUAAUUAUAGAGCAGAAAAGUUAAAAAUAUUGAAAGAAUUGAAAGCCAUUUUAAAAAAGUAA